Molecule: messenger RNA, 1102 nt
Organism: Nelumbo nucifera (sacred lotus)
Lineage: Eukaryota; Viridiplantae; Streptophyta; Magnoliopsida; Proteales; Nelumbonaceae
Product: vesicle-associated membrane protein 721-like
Biological process (GO): vesicle-mediated transport
Cellular component (GO): membrane
Source: RefSeq, a predicted model, not a curated record
GAGACGCAAACCACUUUCCAUCAUUUCCUGUGAAGUUGUGAUAAAGCUUCCUGUCUCCAUCUUUAAACCCUAAAAACCUCUCAUCUCCUUUCUGUUCUUCGAUUAGAUUUACAGAGAGGGGGAGAGAACAGGAGAGAGUGGGAGAAGGAUAGAAUCUGUUCGAACACUAGAAAAUGGGUGGUCAGAAGUCUCUGAUCUACGCCUUCGUCGCCCGCGGCACUGUAGUUCUUGCAGAAUUUACUGAAUUCACUGGGAAUUUUAAUUCCAUCGCUUUGCAAUGCCUUCAGAAGCUGCCGGCGAGCAACAACAAGUUCACUUACAACUGUGAUGGUCAUACUUUCAAUUACCUCGUCGAGGACGGUUACACAUAUUGUGUAGUUGCGGAUGAGACGGUUGGUAGGCAGGUCCCCAUGGCUUUUCUGGAGCGUAUCAAGGAUGACUUUGUAUCAAGAUAUGGUGGUGGAAAGGCUGCCACUGCUCCUGCUAACAGCCUUAACAAGGAGUUUGGGUCAAAAUUGAAGGAACAUAUGCAGUACUGUAUUGAUCAUCCUGAAGAGAUAAGUAAACUUGCAAAGGUGAAGGCUCAGGUUUCAGAAGUAAAGGGUGUUAUGAUGGAGAACAUUGAAAAGGUUCUUGAUCGUGGGGAGAAGAUAGAGCUUCUGGUGGAUAAGACUGAGAAUCUCCAUAACCAGGCUCAGGACUUCCGUAACACAGGAACUAAGAUGCGUAGGAAGAUGUGGCUGCAAAAUAUGAAGAUCAAGCUGAUUGUGUUGGGGAUUUUGAUUGCCUUGAUUCUUAUCAUAGUUUUGUCUGUCUGUCAUGGGUUCAACUGUGGGAAGUGAUCUCUUCAUUGAAUACAUGGAAAGCAUGGUUUGUGGUCGUCAUAGUACCAAAGCCUCCGCGUGCAUAUACUGCACAGAAAAGAUGUGAGUCAUGAUUGUGUAUUUAGAAAAAAAACUAGGAAGUAGAUAUGUUGUAUCAGAUAAUUGAAUACAUUGAAAAUAUAUUUGUUGAGACUAGAGCGACUCUAUGCAAUAUGAGAUAGUACUGUUGAGAUGUUAAUUAAAAUGAAAUGAAAUUGUGCUACAGGUGGUUCUGUUUU